GCUGGUGACUCCUGCAUUUUCAUUGGUUAACGCUGUGUAAAUCAAAUCCGGCGCUGAGGUGUAGUUGGUUUCUUUCUUUUCAGUGUCGCUGUAUUCGGUGAAUGCGACGCGAUGCAUAAAGAGAUUGAGAAGCGGGUACUAAAUGCCUUUAGCAUUCCUCUCCGUUUAAUAUUAGCGUUUGCUCCACAGCGACGGUUAAGUCAGUUUUUCUCAGUGUUUUUUUUUUCUUCGAUUAUUAUGAGAUUGAACAUCUCCACCGGAGUUUUCAGACUGAAUUACAUUGCCAAAACGAACAGACUCUGAUGUUUUUUAAAUGUUUUUUGUGUGUUUUUCAAGCGAAAACGUGUGCGUCUGGGUUUACUCCUUCACUUGAAAAAAUAGAUCUAGCGGAUGGACGCAUAUUGAGGUCAAAAUGUGAACUGUCGGAGCUUCAACAUCUGGCGAGAGAAGGAUGUGUCUGAAUCUGAGCGAAUAAUGAUGUGAACGAUGCCGCAUCAUUUUAUUCAAAUAAACCGCAGGGGAUAAUCAAGGGUCUGCCUCCAUGCUGAGAUGUGUGCUAGUGACCUGUCCCAUAGGCUGAGCUUGCUCUUUACCAUGUAACUGCAAAAAAAAAAAAAGAAUGCUUUAUUCCUCCACUAGUCCACCUGUGGCCUCAGGGGAACCUAGCGCCACCCUGCACCCCACGCCCAAGGUGCUAACCCAGCCAGCGGGUACAAGAGCCAUGGAGAACUCCUCCGCUAAAGUCAACAGCUCACUAGAGUUCCAGACUCUAUCAGAAUACAUAACGCCUUCAGCUGUAUGGCAGGACCCUGAUCAGGGCCUGAACCUGCCCCUCCAGGUGUUCUUUUGCCUGGUCAUCAUCUGCGUGCUGCUGCUCGCCUUCCUCGGAAACAUGGUGGUCUGCCUCAUGGUUUACCAGAGAGCCGCUAUGCGUUCUGCUAUUAACAUCUUGCUGGCCAGUCUCGCCUUUGCUGAUAUGAUGCUAGCAGUCCUCAACAUGCCCUUUGCGCUAGUCACCAUAUUGACCACACGCUGGAUCUUCGGAGAGGUGUUUUGCCGCGUGUCGGCCAUGUUCUUCUGGAUGUUCCUGAUGGAGGGAGUGGCUAUUUUGAUGAUCAUCAGUGUGGACCGCUUCCUAAUUAUUGUGCAAAAGCAGGACAAACUUAGUCCACGCAGGGCCAAAGUGUUAAUUGGGGUUUCAUGGUCUCUAUCUUUGUGCUUUUCUUUCCCACUUUCCAUUGGCCAUCCUGCUCUGUACAUUCCCCCCAGAGCACCACAGUGUGUUUUCAGCUACACGGUGGAGCGUGGUUAUCAUGCUUACGUGAUGCUCAUUAUGCUAAUGUUCUUCUUUGUACCAUUCCUGGUGAUGCUCUACACUUUCAUGGGCAUCUUGAGUACUCUCCGCCACAACGCGCUGCGCAUCCACUCCCACCCCGACUCGGUCUGCCUCAGCCAAGCCAGCAAGCUGGGUCUGAUGAGUCUGCAGAGGCCCUUUCAGAUGAACGUUGACAUGAGCUUCAAAACACGUGCCUUCACCACGAUCCUCAUUCUGUUCUCAGUCUUCACCGCAUGCUGGGCUCCGUUUGCCACCUACAGCCUUCUGUCCACCUUCAGUCGUGCAUUCUACUACCGGCAGAACUUUUUUGAGAUCAGCACGUGGCUGCUGUGGAUCUGCUACCUCAAAUCAGCCCUGAAUCCUCUCAUCUAUUACUGGAGAAUCAAGAAGUUCCGUGAUGCCUGCCUUGACCUGAUGCCCAAGUACUUCAAGUUCCUACCGCAGCUGCCUGGCCACACUAAGAGACGUAUCCGCCCCAGUGCUGUUUAUGUGUGCGGGGAGCAUCGCUCUGUGGUGUAGUGGAGGACAUUUCUGAAGCCUCUUGAAUUUCUUUGUAUUUCUUAUGGAACAGUCUUAUCAAGCUGUGAUAUGUUUGGUCUUUCUUCAAACGGCAGGAUGUUUUAGCUGUAAAAGAUGAAACAGAUGAGAAGGUUUACAGAGCCUGUACAUUAAAUUGCACAAUGUUUUUUAUUUACAUUUUUUUAGAUCUUAAUAAAAGUUUGUUCAGUACAUAUCAGUAAGGUGCUGCUAUAUUUGGUGAAAAUGUGCAAUCUUCUGUUUUAAGCCAUGAAUGUA
Carassius carassius (crucian carp) is the source of this 2131-nucleotide messenger RNA. Its product is annotated as probable G-protein coupled receptor 63. Gene Ontology annotation, biological process: G protein-coupled receptor signaling pathway. Gene Ontology annotation, molecular function: G protein-coupled receptor activity. The transcript is spliced from 2 exons. The coding region runs from base 620 to 1855 and encodes 411 amino acids. The record is from RefSeq and is a predicted model, not a curated record. Gene Ontology annotation, cellular component: membrane. NCBI's taxonomy places the organism in Eukaryota, Metazoa, Chordata, Actinopteri, Cypriniformes, Cyprinidae.